Molecule: messenger RNA, 4486 nt
Organism: Nicotiana tabacum (common tobacco)
Lineage: Eukaryota; Viridiplantae; Streptophyta; Magnoliopsida; Solanales; Solanaceae
Source: RefSeq, a predicted model, not a curated record
ACUAGGAGGAGAAAGUAUAAGUGACAUUAGUGUGCACUGACCCUUUUUUUUCCUUUCUUUUUGAUAUCUAUUUCGUUGUAUUGUCAAUUCAUUGGGAUUUGCACAUUGAAUGUGCUACACCUCUGUAAGGAGUACACUUUUUCUUUUUCUGGAAGUAGGAACAGAUGCGAUGAGUUAGAACUCAUGUUAGAAAGGAGUACUUCUAUACGGCUUCUUUUGGUUUUGAAAAGCAAAUGCAGUUUUUGGUUGUUGGAUUCUUUAGGGAUAAGUUAGUAAUAUUUAAAGUUUGUGAAGUGGAUCCACUUUUGAAGUUGAAAUAUAAUUAUAUUGUGUGCAUUUGGUAUACAAAAGAGGAUUUUUGUAGUCACAACGCUAGACAUAAUUUGCACGAUCACGUCAGCCUUGCUGUUGAUGCUGCUUAGGGUUGAGCUACAUUGGCUUGGUUCAGCUACAACAGUCUCAAAUUGGUUGUAAACUUCGUCCUUUCCUGCAAAAAGAAGUCUAAUCCACAGUCAGGAUUUAGUGUGUAUAUGAUAUUUGCUUCAUUGUGUGGUUAAUGCGAUGUACAUAUUGCCACUGACUGCUUUUGUUUGUGGCAAUGCUUGUAAGAAAGAUGCAUAACCCACUUUUUGUUUCUAAGUGAUUUGAAUAUUUGAAUUUUUUUACCUUAUCAAUAGUUUUCUCCAGCUCUCUUCCCUGAGCAGGUCACAGCAAUCCAUGUCCUUCAGUUGAGUAGCAAUGUAGCUGUUUGCCCCUCUGGAGUGUUUUUGACUUAUCUCUCAGCCAUAUGUAAGGAUGAUGUUCAGGGAAAGAAGCUAAUACAUGCAGCCAUCAAUGCAUUGUUUUGCGUUCCGGUUUCUGGAAGUUCUGAAAAUGAUAAUUCUGUGGAGAACCAAAGUGAAACUAGAGAUGCAAAACCUGCUUUACUUUGGAGUGUCUUGUUUACUCAAGCGCUUACUAAGAUUGGGUGGGUUACUGUUGAGGUACCACAUGGGAAGCACAGAAUAUCGGGUUGUGAUACAUCUUAGGAUUCCCAAAUAAUUAAUCAUUUAUCCAUGAGCUAAUAAUCUCAGUUUAUGUGACAUGCUACCAAAUGAUUCCCGAGUUUGUGAUCCAUGCCUGGCGUCUUGGCCUUACUUUUCCAAAUUCCGUCCAUCAGUUUUAGGAUGUACUAGAUAACAUCAUUUGUACCCCCACGCCAGAUGGGAGUCCAUACUACCAUGAUCUUCUGGUUGCUACAGAGAACGUAACAUCCAUUCUGCUUUUCUUAAAUGGACCUCUUUUACAUUGGUCCCUAUCUUCUUUUUUCCCUGAUAGCUGCCACCUCUUUUCUUCUUUCAUCUUGUCCUUUACCUUCUUUGUCAUGGCCUGUUUGCAUUCAUAUCACAAGGGCUUAUAGUGAUGUAGGAGAAGGCUAGAUCCUCAGACAUUGACCCAUUUGGUGUUCUUGUGCUAUUUUUGUGUAGAUAUUUCAAGAGCUGUACUUUGAGCCCGAGGGUCUUCGAAAACAGCCUCUCUCUACCUCUACAGAAUUCUUUCCCAAGACAGACAGCCUCAUUGGAGGAGGGUGCUGUCGAAGAGCUGGAGGACUAGAGACCAAAUUGAUGCUGCUGGAUAUGUUGUCAUUUAAGGUGACAGUUGGCAGAAUAAUACAGUUUGGCAUGGACAAUGACGGCGAGAAUAUAUUUGAGGUGGUUUCUGUCCCUAUAUUCCAAUGUUGAAGUGUUUACUUGAAAUACUUCGUUGUUGUAAGAGUAAUAGCUAUAGCUAGCCUUUCUUGUUUCUUCGGCCUACAAAUGAACAGGAAUGAGCGUAGAGGGUUGGCACGAGACUUGGGAGUGUUAAGGAGUUUGUCUACUUUUGCAAUUAUUUUUUGCGGUGGUUGAUUCGAGACUUUCCAUGAAAAAGAUCGAGUUAGGAGUGGAAGAAUCCCAAACGUCCCUGACGUCGCACUUGCAAUCGGUAAUAGGAGUACAUUUUAAAGGUACUAUCCGUUACUAGUAGUCAGUAGCAGUGGAAAAAUCUAGUGAAAGGCCUGUGAAGCCUAUGAGACUCUUUCACCAGUCGCCACGUGGCCGACAUGCAACCAAAAGCCUAUGUUAUUUUCACCAGGCACGUUUGGUCCUUUCGAUACUCUUAUUACAGCAACUGUUUGCUUCUAAGAAAUAAAUACAGUACUUCUUCCGCUGGCGGCGUUUCAGAUGUUUUGUCAAUUUACUUUUGUGUACUUCGAUGGAACGCGUGAUGUGUUUUGCAUGAGCAUUGGUGCUGUCUCCCUUAAACUUUUCAAUGCUUUGGAAUAAAACCAAGAUUGGGAGCCCUACUCUUUCAUCAUGCUUCCCUUUUUCAUUGUUGGAAAAUAUAAUGAAAGUCACUAUAAACAUUGAUUUCUUUUUCUAAUAGCUCAAGCAUAAAAAUGUAUGUGUAGUAAAUUUCGUUCGACUCUCUUGAUCUUUUGAAUUUAGUAGUAAUAAGUAAUACGUAUCUCCUUCACCUUUUAAAUGAUAAAGUGAACCUCUAGGAUCUAAAAGUAACUGCUAAAAAUGAAUUGAUUAUUGCAUGUAUUUUCAAAACAUAGAAAACCAGAUUCUUUGGAACGGUAUCAAGCCCUUUAUUUUCCUUUCCCACCCAAAUUAUGGUGUUUGCUUCAAAAAUCUUACGAAAGUGCUUCAUCCAAUUUUAUUUGAACUUUUUGCCAAAAAACUGGGUUUGUUCCUUGAGAGCAGAUGGUUUAUCGGAAACAAUCUCUCUAUCUCUAUGAGAUAGGGGUAAGAUCUACGUACACAUUAAUUUUUUUUUCAGAUCCCAUUUAUGGGAUCAAACUGGGUUUGUUGUUGUUGUUGUUUUUGCAAAAAAAAUUAUAUUUUUCAACCAUUCACCAGAAUUCCAGAAAGGAAAGUUUUUUAAUUGAAAAAACAGAAAAACUCACUUUUUGGCAUUUAAAAGUUUCUGAAACAGAAGUUACAACUUUUUUAACUAAGCUGUAUUACGGAGAUCAAGUCCCAAAAGACCAAAAAAAAAAAAAAAAAAAAAAGAGAAAAAGAAGAAGAUUCGGAGAGAUGAAUGCGUUUAGUCAACACUCAAAACAAAAAGGGAAAAAGUCAAUAACUAAUAGGGAUAGAACGAAACAGAAGAAAUAGGAAAAGAACAAUAAAUACACACCCUUCUGCUUCUCUCUCUCUCUCCUCCCCGGGAAAUGACAACUGAGCCUCAUGCAAUGCGCCUCUCUUCUUUCAACCUUUUUGCUUCCCAAUUACUCCUUUUCUUUCCUCUGUCAAAGCUCUCUCUUUUCACUUUCAGUUUCUGUUCUCUCUCAUGGCUUCUUCACAGAACCGUACCCUCACUGCUCUUGUCAUUUUCCAGAACUUCUUGUAUCCUGUGAUGUUUAGGUCGGUUCAUGUAUACCGAACAGAAGGAGGAAAAGAAGAAAUGGAAGAGAGGGAGUAUUUGUUUCAUGAAACCAGUAACUUUGAGGAAACUGGGUUUGCUCCAGUUAUUACAUUGCACAAAUUUGAUGUCUCUGCUCAGUUUGUAGGGAUUGAAAAUGGUGUAUGGAAAUGCAUGUUUGUGUAUGACUCUGGGCGCCAUCAAUCCACCAGUACUAAUGCUAGUCCUGAGUGGCUUUCGUUUGCUGAAAACCCUAAGAUGGAGUUUAUACCAACAUUAGCCAAUGAUCUGCGUGCUAUAUCUGAGUUAGCACUAAAUGUCGAAUUCAGGGAAUUGUCGGGAAGGUCAAGCACUGAGGAAAGUGGAGGUAACAAUAUUAAAAGCAAUCAGCUAGACGUGAAACGCCGCGUGCCCUUUCUGGACCUUAACUCUCUCCCUUAUUCAGACUCGGACAUUGAAGAAAAUGACCAAAAUGCGUCAGAGAACAAGAAACGGAGGGCGGCAACCAAAGACAUAGCAAGACUCGCUUUGGAAGAUCUUGCCAAGUACUUUGACCUUCCAAUCGUGGAGGCUUCAAAAAGUUUGAAGGUUGGACUUACAGUACUCAAAAAGAAAUGCAGAGAGUUCGGCAUCCCUCGAUGGCCACAUAGGAAGAUCAAGUCUCUAGACAGUCUCAUACAUGAUCUCCAGGAAGAGAUGCAACGACAACAGGAGGAAGACGAGUUAGCAGCUAUCGCAGUAGAAGAGAGAAAAAGAAGGAUAGAAUAUGAAAGAGAAAGCAUAGAAAAGAAGCCUUUCAUGGACAUACAGAAGGAAACUAAAAAGUUUAGACAAGAUAUCUUCAAGAGAAGAUAUAAAGCUAGAGUUCUUGAGAACCAAUGUCGAACAUUACCACUGUUUUAGUGUAUCGAACAUUAGAUAGUUAAAGGAGCAUCCGAGAAAAUGUAAGUAUACAUUAGCUAGCUAGCCUUUUCUCAGAGAUAGCAAUCCUUCCCAUCAUUUUCCACUUCCCUGGUGGUGCAUUUUUGUUAUUCUACAACUCGGCGUCCUAUUCUGAGGUGUUUAAAUAAACAGCUUGAUCAAGUUAUUCAUAGGAUAA